CUAUAUUCCGCGAGUACAGUACGUUUGCAGAUACCCCCGACCACCAGAACACCGCCAAUCCCCUGGCCCAUUUCCGGAAAUUCUAUCAAAACCAGUCACUUAUCAACAUUUUGCUGUCAUCUCUUCCAAUCGACACUGCUCGGAAAUUGGAAAGAAGAUUCUAUGGAAAGGCGGAAAUGCGGUCGAAUCAGCAAUUGCGAUGGCAUUUUGCAUAUGUGCUUUGGAACCUCCAUAGCAGUGGCCUUGGGGGAGGAAUGUUGGGAACAGUUUUUGAAAAAUCAACCGGCUUUGCAUAUUCGAUCGAUGCCUUGGAAAUAUCAGCGCAAACAGCUACGGAAAAUUUGUUUAAUGCUGAAUCAAAUCGCGACACUGGUACCUUUUUCCUACGCACCUUUGCAUUCCUCAAUCAAAAACCGAAUGCAAGCGUGGUCGAUUUUACGCUGGCGGAAACGAUGCGACGCUUAGCUACAACUCGAGAUCCAGUCCAAUUGUUUUACCGCGGCGAUAUUGCCAAUCAAAUCAUCCGUGAAAUGAAACAAAAUGGAGGAAUUCUGCAGAAGAGCGAUUUCGUGAAUUAUGUAUCGCAUGUGUCGAGGAUCAGUUCGGACUCCAUCAAUAAUAUGCAUAUUUUCGGUCCUCACCGCCCUGCCGCAACGUCUUACAUCCUGCUCGUUUUAUCGGUCUUACAAGAAUCCUUGAAAAAUUCUACCGACCUCAGCCCGGAUAAAUUUUUCCAUCGCCUCUUGGAGGCUGAAAAAUUCUCGCUGGGAAGAUUGCAGGAAGUUGACUCGACAAAGCGCUUCCAGUUUUUUGGCAGUCGUAGAUCGAGACGGUUUGGAGCCAUGAAACGCUCCGAACAACUUGGAAUCGUCUGGAAUAACGGACUGGAUGGAUUCUCGGAUCCAGAAUCGGCGAACUCGUUGGAACCUAGGAAACGAGCAAAGAGCUUGAUGUGCCCAUUAAUACGGAGCGAUGAUAAGGCAAGUCCCUCCUCGCCCUUUCUGCUAAAAGUU
This is a messenger RNA of Mesorhabditis spiculigera, 1013 nucleotides long. Lineage: Eukaryota; Metazoa; Nematoda; Chromadorea; Rhabditida; Rhabditidae. The record is from the annotation of a GenBank genome assembly.